Messenger RNA from Vitis riparia (riverbank grape), 1134 nucleotides. RefSeq lists its product as uncharacterized. The transcript is spliced from 2 exons. The record is from RefSeq and is a predicted model, not a curated record. The coding region runs from base 1 to 1134 and encodes 377 amino acids. NCBI's taxonomy places the organism in Eukaryota, Viridiplantae, Streptophyta, Magnoliopsida, Vitales, Vitaceae.
AUGGCUACCUGGAGGAAGAGAUUUUUGUCGAACAACCAGAAGGUUUUGCUAUCAAAGGAAAAAAAAAAAGUAUACCUUCUUAAGAAGGCCUUGUAUGUGUUAAGACAAGCCCCUAGAGCCUGGUACAGCAGGAUUGACACUCACCUGCUAACUUUAGGCUUUCACAAGAGCUUGAGUGAAUUUACACUCUACAUUAAGAAGAUUGAAGAAGAUAUAUUAAUUGUUUCUCUAUAUGUUGAUGAUUUGCUUGUAACAGGAAGUAAUGCAGGGUUUGUGAACAAAUUCAAGGCUAAAAUGGAGCAGGUCUUUGAGAUGACAGACCUAGGUGAGAUGUCUUACUUCUUGGGAAUGGAAGUACACCAGAAGCAGAAUGAGAUUUUCAUCUGCCAACAAAAAUAUGCCAAAGAAAUUCUGAAGAAAUUCAAAAUGGAGGAAUGCAAACCUACAUCUACCCCUAUGAACCAGAAAGAGAAGUUCUGUAAGGAGGACGGUGCUGAAAAGGUAGAUGAAGGACUUUAUCGAAGCAUGAUUAGAUGCUUAAUGUACUUGACUGCAACAAGACCCGAUAUAAUGCAUAUUGUAAGUCUACUUUCAAGAUACAUGCAUUAUGCUAGUGAAAUUCAUUUCCAGGCAGCAAAGCGUGUGAUAAGAUAUGUUAAAGGCACUGUGGAUUAUGGCAUUAAGUUCAGUCAAGUUCAAAGUUUCAAUUUUCAUGGAUUUUCUGAUAGUGAUUGGGCUGGUUGUGUUGACGAUAUGAGAAGUACUUUAGGCUAUUGUUUUAGCUUUGGUUCUGGUGUUUUUUCAUGGAGUUCAAGGAAGCAAGAAGUCAUGGCUCAAUCCACAGCUGAGGCAGAGUAUAUUGCUGCUGUUGCAGAUGUAAAUCAAGCCUUAUGGCUUAGAAAGUUGCUGAUAGAUUUGGAUAUGAAGCAAGAAGUGAGUACAAAGGUGUUUGUAGACAACCAAGCCACUAUAUCUAUUGCAAAUGAUCCAGUUUUUCAUGGACGUGAGAAGCUAUGCGAGAAGGUUCUGGUCUACUUCUUCGUGUUGGGCUUUGCUUUCCAUUUCAAUGUUUUUGCUAUUGGAGCAGAUAUUCAAAUACUCAUGAGGGCAGUUCUCAAUUGCAACAAUUUAUAG